Molecule: messenger RNA, 3393 nt
Organism: Rhodotorula toruloides NP11
Lineage: Eukaryota; Fungi; Basidiomycota; Microbotryomycetes; Sporidiobolales; Sporidiobolaceae
Product: phosphatidylinositol glycan, class O
Exons: 1
Coding region: 1-3393 (1130 amino acids)
Biological process (GO): GPI anchor biosynthetic process
Cellular component (GO): endoplasmic reticulum membrane
Molecular function (GO): mannose-ethanolamine phosphotransferase activity
Source: RefSeq, a predicted model, not a curated record
AUGGCGAGCCAGGCGGUCGCGACUUCUGGCAAUGCACCAAAGAGCCCCGCGACAGCGCCAGCGACCCAGCCCCGCGGCUCAGCACUCUACGGCGCCCGACGCUGGCUUCACGUCCUCCCCUUCCUCCCCGCCGGGUCGACCUACCUCAGCGCGCUCACCCUGCUCGCCUUGCUGCACACCGUCGGCCUCCUUCUCUUUACAAGAGGCUUCCUCCUGACGCGGAAGGCGCUGCCGAACGUCAACUCCUGCAACCCAACUGCACCCUCGGGCAACCUCGACCCUUCCUGUUCCCUCCCGCCGACACACGACAAGCUCAUCUUCCUCGUCGUCGACGCACUCCGAGCCGACUUUGUCCUUUCCGUCGACGAGCCAGCCAACCCGUUCUACAGCAAUCGCAUCCCCUUGCCCGCUCACCUCACCCGCACCCAGCCAACCAACUCGUUCCUCUCGCACUUUAUCGCCGAUGCGCCCACGACGACUCUCCAGCGCCUGAAGGGCAUGACGACGGGCUCGCUGCCGACUUUCAUCGACGCCGGGAGCAACUUUGCGGGCGAGCAGGCGGACGAGGAUAACUGGCUCGGGCAGGCGAAGCGCGCGGGCAAGCGGAUCGCGCUUGUGGGCGACGAGACGUGGCUCAAUGUCUUCCCGCGAGGCGGCAGGGACAGCGUCUGGCAGGAAGGGCUCGUCUGGCCUUACGACUCGUUCGAUGUCGAAGACCUCGACACGGUCGACCAUGGCGUGCGGGAGCACCUCCUCGACCUGCUGGACGAGCGGCGGCAGCGCGAGUGGGACAUCGUCGUCGCACAUGGACUCGGCCUCGACCAUGCAGGACACCGCUUUGGCGCCGAACACCGCGAGACCAGGCGCAAGCUGCGCGAGACGGAGCAGCUUCUGCGGGACGUCGUCGAGCGGCUGCAGGAAGACACGUUGCUGGUCGUUGUCGGCGACCACGGCAUGACGGACCGGGGUGAUCAUGGCGGCGACAGUCGGGAAGAAGUCGAUGCCGCGCUUUGGGUCUACUCGAAGAGGCCGAUCAUCGACUCGACCUGGUUCAAGCACGACUUCGCCUCGCCUCGACACCCUCUCGCCUCUCUAUACGCCACCGCCAACGCCUCUGCCGACCUGGGUGACCGCUUCCAGCUCGCCUGGCCGGAGAAGGGCCUCUCGCAGGCGACUCGCUCCGUCAGCCAGAUCGACCUCGUCCCGACCGUCUCCUUGUUGCUCGGCCUGCCCAUCCCGUUCGGAAAUCUCGGCUUGCCCAUCCCCGAGCUCUUCUUCCGCAACGUCAACCUACCUGUCGCGCCCAAACCGUCAGCAGAGGCCGCCUCCGACAAGCCGAAGCGCGGCUUCUUCGGCUUCGCUUCGUCGCAGCCGGAGCGCCGCGACCAGGAAACCCUCUCGCCGCUCCAGACCGUCCUCCAGGCCACCCUCCUUGCCUCGUCGGAACUCUCGAACUACCUCCUCACCUACACCUCGCUCCCGUCCGGCAAAGACCUCGUGCCAGCCAUGCCAGAGCUCUCGUUCAUCCUCGAGAUCGCCAAGUCGGCCUACAAGGGUGCACACGCACCCGGCCGCUCGCGUGAGGAGAUGGAAUCACGCGCGCUCGAGAAGUUCUGGACGUUCGAGCGCAAGGCGAGGGAGAAGGCGAGGCUCGUCUGGGCUCGCUUCGACCCGGUCCUAAUGGGUGCAGGACUUGCGGUCUGGACGGGCAGUCUCGUUGUCGCUUGGCGACUGGCAAAUGCGGCGAAGAAGGGACCGGGCGCCCGAUUCCUGGUGGGUCGGGCUGUCGAGGGCGGCUUAAUUGCACUUGCUGUCGGACUCGUCCUUUCGGCCCGAGGCGUUUUCAAGGGUCGCCCGAGCAGCUUGGCCGCAGCGUUCGCCGCUGCCGUCGGAGCGGAACUCGCCGUCGUCUUUGCCCCGUCAACUUCGCCUUUCUCACUCACGACUCGCCUGAGAAGCGCUCUCGCACGAUUUACACCAGCUCACCUCCUUCCCGUCGCCGCGCAUGCCGCUCUCUUCGCCUCAAACUCGCUCACCGUCUUCGAAGAUCGCAUCGUCCUGUACCUCCUCGCGACGCUCCUCUCGUUCAGCCUCGUCCGCGGCUUUGCGGCGCCUGAAGCACGGCUGAAGAACCGCAUUGUCGCAUACUCCGCCAUCGCACUCGUCAGCCUCCGCCUCAUGGCCUGGAGCACGAUUUGCCGCGAGGAGCAGGUCCCGAAGUGCCACCCGACCUUCCACCUGACGCCAGGCUCGACAUCCAGCAUCGUUGUCCUUGUUCUCUCCGUCGCAGCGGCUAUCGGCGUCCCCCUCAUUCUCCGCUCGUCGCUGGCGACGUCCAAGUCGGACGAGGGAGUCGCUCCAGCGUUCCUGGGCAUCGGCAUUCGCGCGCUGCUGCUAAGCGCAUCGGCCUACUGGGUGGCGGACUCGCUACUGGCGGCGUCGAGCUUCGGUACGGCCGGGACCGCCGUCGCGUUGCUCGCGAAAACCGCUUUCGCCCGGGUGGUCCUCGUCGGAGGCUUCCUAUCGGCGACGCUCGUCUGGUACCUCUCACCGUUGUGCAUCCGAGUCCAGCGCGAGCAAGUUCGGAAUGCGGCGGGCGAGCCUGUCCGGACGCAGAUCAAGGUCAUCGGCUUCGCCAACGCCCUCGGCUCGUCGUACCUCCUCUUCUUCGCCGCGAUUUUCGUCCUCCUCUUCCUCGUCUCGCCGCCGCCCGCCCAGCUCGUCCUCGGCCUUCACCUCGUUAUCCUCCUUUGCCUCCUCGAGGUCUUCGACUCCGAGCGCGACGUCCAGCACCUUACGACGGCACUCACUUCGGCAGCAUCCCUUCAGGCUUUCCUUAACAGUGACGAAGGCGGCCUCCCGCCUCCUCCGCCGCACACUGGACCGACCUUCGUGCAGAUCUCGAUGCUCGCCCUCCUCGCGCACCUCUCGUUCUUUUCAACUGGCCAUCAAGCCGUCAUCUCGUCGAUCCAGUGGUCGACUGCGUUCAUCGGCUUCCCUUCCCUGACAUACCCCUUCUCCCCCAUUCUCGUCACCCUGAACACCCUCGCCGGCUUCAUUCUCACGGCUGUCGCCCUCCCGCUGUUCGUCUUCUGGAAUCUCUCGCCGACGCUCAAAGACCAAGGCGCGCCAAUGGUCGUCGGGCGCAACCUCCUCCGCGCCGGCGCGAGCUACAUGGCGUACUUUGCUACGCUCGCCCUCGCGUCGGCGACGUGCUCAGCGUGGCUCAGGCGGCACCUGAUGGUGUGGAAGAUCUUUGCGCCGCGAUUCAUGCUCGCGGGUGUUGCGCUCCUCGCGACCGACUUUGUCGUCCUCGUGUUGGCAAUGGCGUGGGGCGCAAGAGGGAUGCUGGGCAAGGUUCGAGGGUCGCUGGGGACGAGGUUCGCGGAGUAG